Molecule: messenger RNA, 774 nt
Organism: Rhodotorula toruloides NP11
Lineage: Eukaryota; Fungi; Basidiomycota; Microbotryomycetes; Sporidiobolales; Sporidiobolaceae
Product: 37S ribosomal protein
Exons: 3
Coding region: 1-774 (257 amino acids)
Biological process (GO): translation; maturation of SSU-rRNA from tricistronic rRNA transcript (SSU-rRNA, 5.8S rRNA, LSU-rRNA); ribosomal small subunit assembly
Cellular component (GO): ribosome; mitochondrial small ribosomal subunit
Molecular function (GO): mRNA 5'-UTR binding; small ribosomal subunit rRNA binding; structural constituent of ribosome
Source: RefSeq, a predicted model, not a curated record
AUGUCGGCGCUUGCCUCGACGUCGAGGACGCUGUUCCGCGGCGCACUCGCACAGGCAGCACGGCGACAACCCUCCCGCGCGCUCGCAACCGCCCCCGAGACCCAGACGACCACCACCGUUGAGGAGGAGCGACCCGAGGUGCGCGAGUCGGCGGCGACGUAUCAGGCGCCGCUUCCGGGCUCUGCAGUCCUGCCAGACAUGUUCAAGGCGCCUGCGAAGCUCCCCGGGCAGGACUUGGUGGGUGGACUCCCUGGCGCCGACGCCUACGCUCGCCCGGUCAUCUCGAGCGGCCCUCGAAAGGUCCGCUCGUACGAUCCCUACAAGCUGCACGUCUUCUCGAGCCGCAACAACACCAUCCUCACCUUGUCGGCCGUCCGCCGGUCCACACACCCCGCGCUCGCCAGGUCGAGGGGUCCGGAGCAGGACGAGCACGAAGUCGCGGUGGGUUGGGUCAGCGGAGGGUCGGCAGGGUUCAAGGGCGCGCAGAGGUCGACGUACGACGCGGGAGUCGAGGUCACCCUCCAGAUGGUCAAGCGCAUCCGCGAGAUGAUCAACCCGCCCGUUCUCGCUGGAGGAAGGAAGCCAAAGACGAUGGGACCGGCGCCGACCGAGAUCGAGCUCGUCUUCAAGGGUUUCGGAGCAGGGAGGGAGGCCGUCUUCAGGACGCUCAUGACGGGAGAUGCCGACGUCGUGCGGUCGUUGAUCAGGAGGGUCACGGAUGCGACGCCAAUCCCCGUCCCCGGUACUCGUCCCAGGAAGCGGCGGAUGGUCUGA